This is a messenger RNA of Elaeis guineensis (African oil palm), 2042 nucleotides long. The record is from RefSeq and is a predicted model, not a curated record. NCBI's taxonomy places the organism in Eukaryota, Viridiplantae, Streptophyta, Magnoliopsida, Arecales, Arecaceae.
UAGUGAACCUAAGGUUGGAAACAUUGUGCUUACCAUUUAAGAGAUUUCUUGUUUUUAGUUUUAUAUGGUUGCUCAUUUUUCAUAUUAAGUCUUGACUGUAGGUAUGUGAUUAUGUCUAAUGUUUGUUUGCUUGGUAUCUUUUUGAUGGAUUGAUAAUCAUUAUUUGUAGAUAUCUCGUUAUUUUUCGGUAAUACCUUUGAAGGAUGUCAAACAGAGUAUUUUACAUAUUCGAUCAAUUAAUGUAUCUAUUAUUUAACAUUACUUUUACAUGCACAAUUCAUCAUGCCUGUCAGUUCCGUCCUUUUCAUGCUUUAUGCAUUAAUUAAUUCUUAAAGGUAACAUGGUUGUAAUCAAGUGUUACUGAUGCGAUUCUGUUUAUUACUUGUCAAUUGAUCCCAUUACUCUAUCUAAUCUUGUGUCCCAAUGCUAAACCUGUCCAUGCCCCAAAGAUCUCAAUCUUACAUUUUCAUCCUUUUCUGGGCAUAUGCUUUCUGAUUAGCCUUCUGCUGGGGUUUUUAUACUCAUAUAUCUUCACAAUAUCCAUUGGCAAGCGGGACUGAUUUAGAAUGAAGAUCUUGAUGAAAUACUUAAGAUUUUAUCCUUUUUUACAGUUUAAAUGUUCUGUUUAUCUUGAUAGAUUAGCUGAUUUGUAUAACGCCAGAAACAUCAAGGCACUGCCAGUAUUGUAACAAGGAGACUGGCUAGCUAUUUUUAUGCAUUUAAGAAGUAGGGGGUGAGUCUCUGCAUAAAUAUUAACAAUGAUAGCAAGAUAAUAGUUUAUCUUGAUGCAUACUUGUAUCUUGGAUAAGAUCUGAGCCUGAAAGAAAACCAGGGCCAACAUCAGCCCCGAAAAGAGGAAAAAGAUUCUCAGGACACCUGUUAAUUCUUAUUUUUAGAUUGGCUUCAAUUUUGUAAAAUUGCUUUAGAAUUCAUUGUUGUUGACAUCAAUUUUGAUUUUCUAUUGCUGGUUGUUUUUUGAAAUUACUACGAAUCAGCUCUCAGAAGUAGCGUUUCCAACUUUAUUGUUGGUUUUAUGUUACUUGUUCAUGUAAACUAGGGCUUUUCCUAGUGGUUACGCCCCUUUGUUAGCAUCAAGGAUUUUGAUUAUGAGUAUUGGAUGCAUCACCAAGAUUUGGACUUGGAUAGUUAUGGUAUGGGGGUUUGUUCCUUCCUCUCUCGGAAUGAAGGGAAAAACUCUUUUUUUUUAUGUUUUAGUUUCCAAUGUAUGUUACAAUAGUUUGGAUCUGAUGCAGACCAUUAUUUUAGAGCAAAGUUUUAAAGGACUAUGCAUAAAUUAUCCUUAUUGAAAUAUGAAUGGGUAUCUUGGAAGGAGAGAGAUUCUUAUAUCUAAUUGUACGUCUUCUAGUAGUUAUUUACUUGUUUGUUUUGUUUAAUGAAGAUAUUUGUUAUUUUAGUGUCACAUUGAGUGGUUUCUUCAAGCCUUAUUGAAUUGUUAAGUUUUCCUUAUCUUUCUUUCUUUUCCCCCCACAGAUGCAGAUCUUUGUUAAGACUCUCACUGGCAAGACCAUCACCCUUGAAGUUGAGAGCUCGGACACCAUUGAUAAUGUGAAGGCCAAGAUCCAGGAUAAGGAGGGCAUCCCUCCUGACCAGCAGAGGCUCAUCUUUGCUGGGAAACAACUUGAGGAUGGCCGCACUUUGGCUGACUACAACAUCCAGAAAGAGUCAACACUCCACCUUGUCUUGCGGCUCAGGGGUGGCAUGCAGAUCUUUGUGAAGACCCUUACUGGCAAGACCAUCACCCUGGAAGUUGAGAGCUCUGAUACGAUUGAUAAUGUGAAGGCUAAGAUUCAGGACAAGGAGGGCAUCCCUCCCGACCAGCAGAGGCUCAUUUUUGCUGGCAAACAACUUGAGGAUGGUCGCACUUUGGCUGACUACAAUAUCCAGAAAGAGUCAACACUCCACCUUGUUCUGCGGCUCAGGGGUGGCAUGCAGAUCUUUGUGAAGACCCUUACUGGCAAGACCAUCACCUUGGAAGUUGAGAGCUCUGAUACGAUUGAUAAUGUGAAGGCUAAGAUUCAGGA